UACCCCUGGUACCUACUAGCUUCCUGAUGCUGCUUUGUGAGCCCCAUAGACCAAGCACCAAGCUCCUUUGUGAUAACGUUCUUGAAAAAGUUUUCGACUGCCACUUUGAUUAAAUUUAAUCUUCUGGCCUGUCUUCUACGUUAUUUAUCCCCCAGAAAGUCUAUUUCAAGAUAGUUCAAAAUGCCCCGUGCAAAAGGAGAUUCAAACAAGCCUCGUGGUAGAAUGACUGCUUAUGCUUAUUUCAUGCAAACAUGCCGAGAAGAGCACAAAAAUAAAUACCCAGAUGAAAAUGUAGUAUUCUUGGAGUUUUCUAGAAGAUGUGCUGGCCAAUGGAAGCUCAUGACUGAAAAUGACAAAAAGAGAUUUCAAGGAAUGGCAGAGCGUGAUAAGCUUCGUUUUGAAAAUGAAAUGAGGCACUACACACCCCCACAAGGUGCGACGGGUCGAGGAACUAAGCGUAAACAAGUUAAAGAUCCAAAUGCUCCUAAACGUUCCCUCUCGGCUUUCUUCUGGUUUUGUCAUGAUCUGCGAGGACACGUCAAAGAACAACAUCCCGAAUACACUUUGGGAGAAAUCGCCAAAGAAUUGGGAAGACGCUGGGGAGUAUCAGACGAUGCUACGAAAGCACAGUACGCCGCCAAAGCCGAACAAGACAGAGCGCGUUACGAAAGAGACAUGAAUGCGUAUAAGAAAUCGAAAAUAGAGCCACAUAAUGAGUACUACGACGAGGAUGACGAGGAAGAAGAUGACGAAUAAAGGGAUUCCUCAGUGCGAGGGUUUUAUUCUGGUUCUCUUUGUUUCUUUAUAGAUCUUUUCUUCCCUUGUUUUAAGAUUCUAUGUGAACAUGUGGUCAAGAAGACAUUCUUCUCCUGUUUUACAAACUGCUUAAGAGAAGGUCUUGAAAAUUGUUCUUACUUUUUCCUAAUUUUAUUUCUGUGACUACCUGUCAUUUUCCUCCUACUUGCUCGGUAUUCUCAUGUGCGUACAACUACUUGUAAGCGUUGGCAUGCUGAAGCGUGAAGAAAACCAAAAUAAUAUCCACGGAUUGCCCUUUUUUGCAAUACUUCAUGUAAAAAUUGGGAAUGUAUUUUUUUUUGUCUCGCCGCAAGCUCAAUUCAUUUCAGGCACAAGGUCUCAAUGCCAAUUUUUCCCUACAUCACUCAAGUGUACACCAAAAAAUUGGCAAACAUAAUGAGCCUUGUGCUUGGAUAUGAAUUAGGCUCAAGUUACCCUGGAAUAAGAAAAACAAAAUUAAGUUCUGAAUUUGGAUUCUUGGAAUUAUUUGGUUUCAGGGUUUGGCAAUCUACGAUAUUAGAGUUUCAGCCCUGAAUUCACGUCCGAAAGUCAGUUCUAACAAAAAAUAUUUUGAGUAUCGAACACCCGUCAUUCACCAAUGAAGCGUUCUUCAUUUUCCCUGCGCGAAACAUUGUCGUUUUUUUUUUUUUUGUACGUCGGCAGCAAAAGUGGCAAUGUCUGAAAAUACACCGUCAUUUUCCUCUUA
This is a messenger RNA of Daphnia magna, 1501 nucleotides long. Its product is annotated as high mobility group protein DSP1. Gene Ontology annotation, biological process: regulation of transcription by RNA polymerase II. Bases 181 to 756 code for a protein of 191 amino acids. The transcript has 5 exons. Gene Ontology annotation, molecular function: DNA binding, bending. NCBI's taxonomy places the organism in Eukaryota, Metazoa, Arthropoda, Branchiopoda, Diplostraca, Daphniidae. The record is from RefSeq and is a predicted model, not a curated record.